AUGAAGUGGGUCGUAGCUCAAGCUCUUGCUUUUGCCGCUGGCAUUCAAGCCCAUGGCUACCUCUCCCUUCCCAUGAGUCGGACUGGCCUCAACGCCCAAUCUGGAGCAGACACUUGCCCUGAGUGUACCAUCCUCGAGCCCGUCACAGCAUGGCCAGACCUCAACUUAGCCCAAGUUGGUCGCAGCGGGCCCUGCGGGUACAACGCUCGCGUCAGUGUGGACUACAACCAACCCGGACCUCGCUGGGGUUCUGAUCCAGUAAUUAUCUACAAGGGCGGCGACGUAGUCGAUGUCCAGUGGUGUCUUGAUAACAAUGGAGACCACGGCGGCAUGUUUAGCUACCGCAUCUGCCAGGAUCAGGCGCUUGUCGACAAGUUGAUAACACCAGGAUAUUUGCCAACCGAUGCUGAGAAGCAAGCUGCAGAGAACUGUUUCGAGAAGGGCACACUUCCAUGCACUGACGUGAGUGGGCAGUCAUGUGGAUACAAUGCAGACUGUCAGCAAGGACAGGCUUGCUGGAGGAAUGACUGGUUCACGUGCAAGGGAUUUCAGGAUACUAAGUGUAGAGGUGUGGACAACGCGCCAUUGAAUUCUUGCUACACCAGUAUUGCUGGCGGCUACACCGUCUCUUCGAAGAUUAAGAUUCCGAACUACGUGUCGAACCACACUCUGCUUUCCUUUAAGUGGAACUCAUUCCAAACACCACAGGUCUAUCUGACCUGCGCGGACAUCAAGAUCACUGAUACAGGUUCAAACCCACCCACCACAACCAGCAAGGCCUCCGCUCCUGCAGUACCCACCUCAACCAAGGCCACUUCGACCACUGUAGCCACUGGAUGUGCCACACCUUUCACAACCGUGGCUGUUACAUUCAACUCCAAGACGACGACAGUAGUUGGCCAGACAAUUAAGAUCGCAGGAUCUAUUGCACAGCUGGGAAGCUGGGAUACGUCGCAAGCGCCAGCCCUGUCUGCCUCGCAGUACACGUCCUUUAACCCUCUAUGGACCAUCGCUAUUAACCUGCCUGCUGGCACCAGCUUCGAGUACAAGUUCAUAAAGGUCGAGAGCAGCGGGUCUGUGACCUAUGAGUCAGGUGCAAACAGAGCUUACACGGUGCCCAACGGCUGCGCAGGCACAGCAACGGUAGACACUACUUGGAAGUAG
Didymella exigua CBS 183.55 is the source of this 1164-nucleotide messenger RNA. RefSeq names its product carbohydrate-binding module family 20 protein. Gene Ontology annotation, cellular component: membrane. Gene Ontology annotation, molecular function: starch binding. Bases 1 to 1164 code for a protein of 387 amino acids. The transcript is spliced from 2 exons. NCBI's taxonomy places the organism in Eukaryota, Fungi, Ascomycota, Dothideomycetes, Pleosporales, Didymellaceae. The record is from RefSeq and is a predicted model, not a curated record.